CGUAUUCGACUCGUUGGUAUUGUUGUUGCCAUUCCUGAUUUGUUUUUAGCACUUUAGAACGUUUUCGUUUCGUUUUUGCCAUAUUCGCUGCAAUGACAUCGUUGACAUUGUGCUGCUCGCGUCGUGCGGUCGCUGCCAACGCCUACGUCAGCAUCAAUCGGCGGUCUAUUCAAACACUUCAAAGGCGCCAACAACAGCAGCAGCAGCAGCAGCAGCAACAACAACAACAGCAUUGUAGGCGUUACAGCGCAGCUGCAGCGCCUAAAAUCAAUGCAAAUCUGGGCGUGCUGUUCGGCUUAUCGCGUAUGAUGUCGAGUACGUGUCAGAAACUGGUGAAGGUGGAGGAGUCGCGCCGCUUCAUGAUCGACUGCUUCAAGGCCGUCAAUGUGCCCGAGGAGCAUGCGAAGGCUCAGGCCGAUCUGCUGGUGGCCGCCGAUCACCGAGGUCACUUCAGCCACGGCAUGAACCGGCUGGAGAUGUACAUCAAUGAUCUGGCCAUCAAUUCCACGGAUGGCGCUGCCGUGCCCGUGGUGCUGAAGGAGACGCCGGCCACGGCUUGGGUGGACGGAUGCAACGGGCUGGGCGCUGUCGUUGGCAACUUCUGCAUGGAUCUGGCCAUCAAGAAGGCCAAGAAUGUGGGCGUUGGCUGGGUCUGUGCCAAGGGCAGCAACCACUACGGCAUGGCCGGCUGGUAUGCCCUGCGCGCCAUGGAGAGCGGCCUGGUGGGCAUGUCCAUGACCAAUACAUCGCCGCUGAUGGCACCCACCAAUGCCAAGGAGGCGGCGCUGGGCACCAAUCCGCUCUCGCUGGGCGCCAACGGCUGUGGCCAGGAUCACUUCCUGCUGGACAUGGCCACCACAGCCGUGGCCGUGGGCAAGAUUGAGAUCCAGAUGCGCAAGGACGCCGCCCUGCCCGAUGGCUGGGCCCAGGAUCCCGAGGGCAACGUCACCAACGACGCCAAGCUGGCCUUCGAAACGGGCUGCCUCUGCCCCCUGGGCGGCACUGAGUUGACCUCCGGCUACAAGGGCUACGGCCUGGGUGCCAUGGUGGACAUCCUGUCCGGUGUCAUGUCCGGCGCCAACUACGCCACGCACGUCCGCAAAUGGACCCACACGGGCGCCAACUCGGCCGCCGAUCUGGGCCAGGUCUUCAUCGCCGUCGAUCCGAACAGCUUUGCGCCCCAGUUCGAGGAGCGCAUGAGUGACUUUAACUCCAUUCUGCGCAGCACUAAACCGACGAAUCCUGAGAAGCCCGUCCUGCUCGCCGGCGACAAGGAGCAGAAUAACAUUAAGGCUGUUGACCAGGCCGGCGGCAUUCAGUAUCUGGAGAACCAGCUCAAGACCUGCGCCGCCCUAGCCGAACGCCUCAAGGUCCAGCCCCUGAGGUUCAUCUGAAUCGAGAAAUCAUAUCGAGCACAACCCUUAUCARAAUAACACUUUUUACAUAUGACGUGAAUUAAAUUUGCUUUUGCAUUUGUCUUGACCAAAGGAUUUGAUUAGUGCCUAAGUUCCUCGAGUACAGUUUACUUUUUAUAUACACAUUAUAUAUAUACGUAUGUUAUAUAU
Molecule: messenger RNA, 1565 nt
Organism: Drosophila arizonae
Lineage: Eukaryota; Metazoa; Arthropoda; Insecta; Diptera; Drosophilidae
Molecular function (GO): oxidoreductase activity
Source: RefSeq, a predicted model, not a curated record